GUCGACUUUAUGAGGCCGGUCAUAAUAAAUUCAUAAGAACAAUAAACUCAAUGUGAAUUCUGUCUAGUUUUCUGUUAUUUUGUAUGUUUUUGUGCUAUUAGGAAAAGUACAUGAUGAAUAUAAGCGUGGAUCUGAACUCAAUGGAAUUUGAAACAUUUCUGGGCGCAGGCUGUUAUGGGGGCACUGUUCGAUUGUAUCGUAAUAAGAAGGAUAAGCGCAAUCGUAGAAUUGUGAUAAAAUCAAUUCCUUACAACAGCCCAGAUUACGCCUAUAAAACCGUGCUCAAGGAACACACAAUUUUAUCUCAAAUUAAUCAUCCCCGAAUUUUACGGUAUUUCGGAUUUUUCCAAACCAGCGACUCUUGGAAUAUGAUAACAGAGUUUGCAGAACGAGGUAACUUGGCUGACUUUCUCCGUAGACGCAAGGAACAAGAGACUUUUCUGCCACAACGUGUUGUCAUGGUGAAAUUUAUGGACAUGGCCGAAGCGUUGCAAUACUUACAUCAACGCAAGGUUAUCCACAGGGAUUUGAAGCCGGAGAAUGUGUUGAUCGAUGCGGAUAAUCGCUUGAAACUGGCUGAUUUUGGAAUAGCAAAAAUUUGCACUAACAUUUGUUUGGAGGAAGAGUUCAAUAUGACGAUCGUUGGGACACCAUUGUAUAUGGCACCGGAAAUAGCUAGUGGAAAAAACUAUGAUUAUAAAAGCGAUGUGUGGCCGCUUGGGAUUAUAUUCUUUGAGCUCUCCACAUUAGAGCAUCCUCUCGUGGAUGGUAUGCUUGAUAUAACCGCAGAAGGAAAGAAAAAGUUUAUCAUGCCUCAAAUAGAUUGUAAAACAAAAGGAUAUCGUGAGGAAAUGCAAAAACUUUGUGAAAUGAUGAUUCAGGUGGAUCCAAAAAAGCGCUGGACGCUUGAGAAAAUUUUAAAGGAUAAUUGCGUGAUUCGAUUAAUGGAACGAGAGUUAUAAAACCGGCGUAUUUCUGAGGAGUUUCGAAAAAAUAUCUUUUUGGUCAACUUGAACAUUUUAUUUUUAUAUUGGACAAUAAAAAAUGAGUAGAAUAAGUAAGA
Molecule: messenger RNA, 1063 nt
Organism: Toxorhynchites rutilus septentrionalis
Lineage: Eukaryota; Metazoa; Arthropoda; Insecta; Diptera; Culicidae
Product: serine/threonine-protein kinase Nek7-like
Exons: 2
Coding region: 111-962 (283 amino acids)
Biological process (GO): protein phosphorylation
Cellular component (GO): cytoplasm
Molecular function (GO): protein serine/threonine kinase activity; ATP binding
Source: RefSeq, a predicted model, not a curated record